UAUUAUGAAUUGGCUGACCCCUCCCAGCACAGGGCAACACUAUUUAAAACAGAGACGUUCCCCCUCUGUCUCUCUUCUCACCCAGACAGAGCUGCAAACCUCUCUAUUCACUCUCCACAACAAAACAAUGGCAACGGCUGGAAAAGUGAUUAAGUGCCAUGCUGCUGUGGCUUGGAAACCCAACGCUCCUCUUGUGAUAGAGGAGAUUGAAGUGGCUCCUCCCCAGAAACACGAAAUACGAAUAAAGGUGAUAGCCACAGGUGUGUGUCACACUGACCUGUACCACCUGUUUGAGGGGAAGCAUGAGGAGGGCUUCCCCGCUGUGCUGGGCCAUGAGGGGGCAGGGAUCGUAGAGAGUGUGGGUCCUGGAGUCACUGACUUUAAACCAGGUGACACCGUGAUCCCUCUCUUCAUCUCUCAGUGUGGGGAAUGCAGAUUUUGCAAGCAUCCCAAAUCCAACAUGUGUGAACGAAGCUGGACAACUUUGAGUACUGGCAUCAUGGCAGAAAAAGACUCCCGCUUCACCUGCAGAGGAAAAGUGAUCUUCCAGUUCAUGGGGACUAGCACAUUCUCCGAGUACACAGUUCUUAAUCAAAUCUCCGUGGCAAAGAUCUGUGAUGACGCCAGGCUGGACAGAGUGUGUCUGCUGGGUUGUGGGGUUGCAACGGGGUAUGGGGCUGCCAUAAACACUGCCCAGGUUACCAGAGGAUCUGUGUGUGCAGUGUUUGGUCUGGGUGGAGUGGGCCUUGCUGCAGUGAUGGGCUGUAGGAAUGCUGGUGCCUCCAGAAUCAUUGGUGUGGAUAUCAACGAGGACAAGUUUGGAAAGGCCCGCGCACUUGGAGCCACUGAUUGUGUGAACCCAAAGAAGCACUCAAAACCCAUCAGUGAAGUCCUGUCUGAGAUGACAAAUGGAGGGGUGGACUUCUCCUUGGAGUGUGUGGGCAACGUGGCCGUUAUGCGCAGUGCACUGGAGUCGUGUGUGAGGGGCUGGGGCGUGAGUGUGAUGGUGGGUUGGACUGAUCUGGACGACUUCUCUGCUCGGCCCAUCCAGCUCAUCGCUGGGAAAACUUGGAAGGGCUCUCUUUUUGGAGGAUUCAAAGGCAAAGACGCUGUUCCAAAGCUUGUUCUUGACUACAAGUCUGGCAGGAUCAAUCUGGAUGAGUUUGUGACCCACACCAUGCCCUUGGACAAGGUCAAUGAUUCCAUUGAACUCAUGAAAACAGGAAAAUGCAUCCGCACAGUCCUGAACGUGUCCCCAAAAUAAAAGGUCAAAGGUGAAUGACCAGAUGGAGAUGACCCAGAUCCAGUGUCAACACUCAAGCGGCUAUCUUGCUCAAGUAUUAAGAGUUUACGUUAAGGUCUAGCCAAUUCAUCUCAUUUAUGGUGACUUUUAUUAAAUAUGUAAACUCGCUGUCAUACUGGCAAUAGCACAUUGUAUUUUAUAGAAAAUGCUACAUAAUAAAAGUAAAAAUACAAUUUACAGUUGCACACCGAAUAUACUAAUCUGGCAUUAUAUUAUAUAAGUAGUUAUACAUUAUAUAAGUAAUAUAUUAGUGCAAUAUAUAGUUAUGUUGUGGUGCAUAUGUUGCUGCAACUCAUCUUUUGUCUCUUUCAAAAAAUGUUCUAUUUCAAUUGCAGAUUACUUAUUAUCAAACUGUAUGCUGCUAGAACUGCCACAAUAGUGUUAACUUUAUAGUAGGCUAGGGUGCUUUAGCAGUUUUUUUCGUUACUAACAUUCACACGCUAACGUAUCAAAUGACUCCAGCGCCAGCUGAAUACAUUCUCAGCAACAUCUGUGUUAUGCAAUGCUGCAGAUUGGGAUUGUGCAACUUCUACCUCACCAUGUCAUGGGAGGGAACCGACUGUUCAAGAGUACUCAUACAUAUAUGGAAACAUAACACCAUAGUUUCAAACACUUGGUUGUACAAGUAGACAUUUUUCAUCCACAUUCCACCACAAGUCAGCAGACCCCAAAUGACUUGACACAUUUUCUCACAAAUAAGUAAAUGUGUUAAGUUAUUAAAAAAAAGGCAAUGCUUUGA
Molecule: messenger RNA, 2042 nt
Organism: Clupea harengus (Atlantic herring)
Lineage: Eukaryota; Metazoa; Chordata; Actinopteri; Clupeiformes; Clupeidae
Product: alcohol dehydrogenase 1-like
Biological process (GO): formaldehyde catabolic process
Cellular component (GO): cytosol
Molecular function (GO): zinc ion binding; alcohol dehydrogenase (NAD+) activity; S-(hydroxymethyl)glutathione dehydrogenase [NAD(P)+] activity
Source: RefSeq, a predicted model, not a curated record